AUCCUCUUCCCAUUCCUUUUUAUAUUUUAAUUACAAACCUACCCUUUCCUUUUUAUUUAAUACAAAUUUAUCAUCACCAUUAUCAUCAAGAUGCAAUUUAGACUUGCUUCUCUUCUAUUCUUUGUGUUUGCAUUGUGUACGUUCACUGCCUCUGCUUUACCCUCUGGUUCCCCUAUCAAUGGUGAAACUGUCUCUUUGAACGAAAAGGAUCUUGAACCUGCUACUUUUGCUGAACAUCUCUCUGGUGAAUUGACCAAACGUACUAAUUUCCCUGUUGUCGGUGAUGCCAAGCUUGCUGCUAAGAUCAUGGUUGCUGUCAAGGCAAAGGUUAAGGCUGAUGUUGUUGCAAAGAUUUCUGCUUCUGUUUCUGAAAAAGUCAAGGCUUCUUUGGAUAUUAAGCUCAAGGCUCUUGGUGGAAUCAUUUCCGUUGGUGAUGCUAAGAUCAGUGCUAUUCAAUCUGCUGCUAUUAAGAAAGUCCAAGCCAAACUCGAAGCUUCUAUUCAAGCUGAAUUGGAUGCUCAAGUCUACGCAUCUAUCGAAGCUGAUCUCCUCAAGGCUCUCAAGAAACACAAGAAGUGCUCUGAAGCCGAUUUGUUGAAGAUUUUGAUUGAUUUGGAAGCCAAGUUGAUUGCCAAGCUUAAGGUCAAAUUGCCCACUAUCUGUGCUAAUCUCAAGGCUACCAUCAAAGCUUCCGUUGACGCUUGCAUCAAGGAUUUGGAAAUCAACAUUCCUUUACUUUUGUCCGUCAAGAUUAGUUCCAGCUUCAAGCUCGAUGUGGCUGUCAAGGCAUGUGUUGAUUUGGCUGCCAAGGUCUGUGCUGAUUUGGAUGCAAAGGUUUGCGCAAAGGCUAUUCUCAAACUCCUUUAAACCCCCUACUCCCCCUUCCCCUCUUUUUUAAUUAGUACUAGUAGAUUUCAUACAGUAGUUUAUUGUUCUACCAAUUUUUUUUCUUUUACUCUUCCAUUGUUAUUUUAUUCAUUGAUAUAAUAAACUAAUACACUGUUGUAUUCUUUAGACUUUU
This is a messenger RNA of Halteromyces radiatus, 1021 nucleotides long. RefSeq lists its product as uncharacterized. Lineage: Eukaryota; Fungi; Mucoromycota; Mucoromycetes; Mucorales; Cunninghamellaceae. The transcript has 3 exons. The record is from RefSeq and is a predicted model, not a curated record. Bases 91 to 867 code for a protein of 258 amino acids.